Molecule: messenger RNA, 429 nt
Organism: Dendrobium catenatum
Lineage: Eukaryota; Viridiplantae; Streptophyta; Magnoliopsida; Asparagales; Orchidaceae
Product: mitogen-activated protein kinase kinase kinase YODA
Exons: 3
Coding region: 118-429 (103 amino acids)
Biological process (GO): protein phosphorylation
Molecular function (GO): protein kinase activity; ATP binding
Source: RefSeq, a predicted model, not a curated record
UUUUAGAUUCUUCUUUCUUAGAAGACAUUUGUUGUCCUUAUUUGCUGAAUUUAUUCUCUUUUAUUUCAGAUAUCUUAUGGUGCAUUCAUUCGAUCUCUUAGAGGAAGCCCUUAUUGGAUGGCUCCUGAGGUCAUCAUGAACAGAAACGAACACAACCUAUCAGUAGAUAUUUGGAGCCUUGGAUGCGCGGUACUUGAGAUGGCAACUUCUAAACCACCGUGGAGUAGAUUUGAAUGGAUGGAUGCAAAGCAUGAAAUUGUGUUUGGCAAAGAUAUUCCAGAUAUCCCAGGUCACCUUUCUUCUGAAGCUAAGAGUUUUGUAAUGUCAUGUUUACAACGUGAUCCUUCUAACCGACCAACAGCUGCUCAAUUAAUGGAUCAUCCUUUUGUGCGUGAUCAAGCUGCAAGGAAAUCUAACAAAUUAAGUUAG